Molecule: messenger RNA, 822 nt
Organism: Huiozyma naganishii CBS 8797
Lineage: Eukaryota; Fungi; Ascomycota; Saccharomycetes; Saccharomycetales; Saccharomycetaceae
Exons: 1
Coding region: 1-822 (273 amino acids)
Source: RefSeq, a predicted model, not a curated record
AUGAAUGUACGGCACACUUGGUGCGUGUUCCACGAACAGACUAGUGAGUUUCCACCCAAAUAUCCACUACACACUCAAAAGGAAUACGCUCAACUAGUGUCGCCGUUUUUGUACUACGACUCAGUAGCGCACAUGCUCAGCCACGCAACGGGACUUUCAAAGCCAGUGCCAGUUUUUGACUUGUGGAUCGGAUUGCAGAUUACAGGAGAGUUUAAACAAACGUACGCACAGUACUGGUCGGAGAUUGUCACUGACGCUCGCUACGCAAAGUACUUCGCUUUUUUGGUGCAACUCGCCGCUUUUAAUUACCAAAAGACAACAGACGAACGCUCAGUAUUUAUUAGCGUAGAGGACCUCCGCCGCGUACUGCAUGCCGUGCAGGCAUGGAUAAUGUUUGCUGCUCAGUACCCAAAAACCUUGCACGAUAACGAGGAUAUUAGCAACGUAUUCACCGGUAAAAGAUCGCAGGCGUGGGUGUCGCUUACUAAGACGCACUCUCUACUGUGCGACCAGCUGAAGAGGGAAAGCAAAGUGGUCAAAGACCUCGGACCCUUCCAGUGCACCGUGGGAGACAAGAAGCUAUCGAACGAGUACCUUGUGGAACUGUACAGCGACCACCAGCGCGAGUUCAACAAUGCAAUGCGGGAUCCUAGAGAGCUUUUCAAUAAUGUUCUGACCGUGGACUUUCUUGCGCGCCGAUUGCUCAGGGACCGGACCAUCGAUGUUUCCGAGGACCAAGGAACUGUCGAUUCGUCAACUCUUUGUAGAAAACACCGCGGCAGAUGCGCUCCCGUGCAAGAGGCAAGCAGUAUCUGCUCAUGA